Messenger RNA from Amphimedon queenslandica, 3496 nucleotides. RefSeq names its product disabled homolog 2-interacting protein-like. NCBI's taxonomy places the organism in Eukaryota, Metazoa, Porifera, Demospongiae, Haplosclerida, Niphatidae. Bases 174 to 3284 code for a protein of 1036 amino acids. Gene Ontology annotation, biological process: regulation of GTPase activity. The transcript has 25 exons. The record is from RefSeq and is a predicted model, not a curated record.
ACUUGUCACUCAACACUCCAAAGUCUGUUACUCUGUCUGAUUCUAUCCAGGCCCUUUCCCUCUCUCUUUCUAUCUGAGAUUGACGGACUCUCCUUCUCCUUUUCCUUCCUCCGUGUCCUCAGGAAUCCACGAGAGAGAAAAAGACAAAGUUAAGGAAGUAGCUGGUAGAUCCGAUGGCUACCAACGAUAAGAAUACGACAGAAGGAUGGCUCCUAAUAUCACACGACAUGAGUUCUACUGCUGAAUGGCAGAAGAGAUACUGUAUAAUAGCUCAUGAUGACAGAAAAUUGUACUUCUUUUUAGACCAAGACACUGCCAUUAUUAACAAGCCUCCUUCUUCCCCAAGAUUCAACCUCAGACCAUCAGAUGGUAUAGAUGGUGCUGCUAUGUCCUCUUUAAGAAGGGGCAGUACCAAUGCAGGUGGUUCCUAUACUCUAUCACCAGGUGACCCCUCCCCCUUUCAGAGAGGAGCACGUACCACUAGAAGUUUUAGAGAUCGUGUGAAGUCUUUGAAGGCGCCCAAGAAAGUCCCUCAGAGACAACAGGCAGAAACUCACUCGUCUACCAGCGGUGAUCUCAUUCUCCCUAGAAUGAGAGGUGGUCGUUCACUUGAUAACCUUCACAGGGUCAGCAUGGCUGAAGGAGGGGGAGAGAAUCAACCCAGUCUAGGGGAACCUGGAACAUUUGUUGAUUUGGCAACAAAAGGUACUCUAAGCAUUCAGCUGGUUCAUCCUAGCGUAUCGCCGAGACACAGCUGCUUCAGACUAAUAACUGACAGUGAUAUUAUAUAUGCGUCUUGUGGAUCUGCUGAAGAACUGGAUAGAUGGGUUACUAGCCUAAACAAGUUUCAUCGGCCAAAUCGUGAUCACCUAAGACGUCUCAAUACCCAGGUUUUCAUUUGGAUCUUUGAGGCCCGUCACCUCCAACCCAAGAAGAAAUACUAUUGCGAAAUAUACUUGAACAACCUCCUCUACUCUCAGACCUGCUGCAAACCAAUGUCGGACAUUUUGUUUUGGGGAGAACCCUUUAAUUUUGAGGAGCUACCAAUGGUUGGCUCCAUACAAAUAAGACUCAUCAAGGAAACCUACAAGAAGAAAGACUGUAUCACUGAACUGAUUGGGAAGAUUGACAUACCAACACUAGUACUGGAGAAUAACAGCCAAAUAACUGAGAAAUGGUUUCCAGUUACUCUACAGCAGACUCCUAAAGCACAAUCAAGUCAGAAAGAAAACCCUUCAAUUAGAAUAAAGAUACACUAUCAGGUUGUGUCUAUCUUACCAUUGAAGCAUUACAAUGGUCUAUUAAAGUAUAUUACGACUAACUUUGCCUCGUUGUGUGAGGUUCUUGAGCCAGUCAUAUCGGCGAAGGUGAAGGAUGAGAUAGCUCAGACUUUAUUGAAGAUACUGGAGCACAGUGGGAAGGCAAAGGAGUUCCUGUGUGACAUUGUAAUGGCUGAAGUUCAGCACGUUGAUAAUGAGAAUCUGAUAUUUAGAGGUAACACAUUUGCAACCAAAGCUGUUGAUACAUAUAUGAAGAUGGUUGGAGAAGCUUAUUUGCGUGAAACUCUGAAGCCGUUCAUUAAUGAUCUCCUUGAGUCAGAGGAUGAUUGUGAAGUGGAUCCAACCCGUCUCCCACCCACGGCCUCCCUCACCAACAACCAACAGAACCUAACGAGACACGUAGAGAAGGUGUGGUUUGAUAUACUGUCGUCAUGGACACGGUUUCCAAGUGAUCUUCGUGAUACCCUGUAUGGUAUAAGACAGAGGUUUGGUUCUGAGAAAGAAGAGGCCUGCUUCAAGCUAAUAAGUGGCUCAAUCUUUCUAAGAUUCUUCUGUCCAGCCAUACUAUCACCGAGCCUUUUCCAGCUCUGUCAAGAGUAUCCGGAUGAGAAAGUAUCGCGAAAGUUGACGCUGGUGGCAAAAGUUAUACAAAACUUGGCAAAUUUUGCAAGGUUUGGCGUCAAAGAGGAGUACAUGUGUUUCAUGAACGAUUUCGUUGGACGAGAGAUUCAAAACAUGAAACAGUUCAUUGAUAGAAUAUCAUCUCCAGUUCCAGACAGUUAUCCAGUGGUAGAAUGGGGUCCAUUUCAUAUCGACUUAGGACGGGAGUUAUCGAUAGUUUCUAAUCUUUUAUUAACACUAAUACCUUCACUAAAAGAAGAGGCUUUGGCCCAGGUUUCAGAGCUCCCUGGUAUAUUGGAUGGGAUCAAGCAGACGAUGGAGGCAUCCACUGAAGAUCCUUUCACUGCUACCUUUGAAGCUCUUCGUGUCAUGCAAUCCACCAUCUCUAAAUUCACACCACAGAGCCUAGCGUCUCAGUCGUUAGGUUCUGCUGAGUUUAUGACUAAUUCCGCCACCACCUCACCAGUUACUGAGAGACGGCCUCGCUCUCACGCCCUCCUCUCUGUCUCCCCCGCCCACUCAAGACAGACCAGUGCACCAAUAGAGUUUACUGGAAGUGUUAACUCAUUGCCCUCACCUUCACAUUCGCUACAUUUAUCAAAGCCUUCAUACGGUCACAGACCCUCUUCCUCAAUGCCCCAGCAGCAGCUGUCACAGCUCCAUGAGUCAAGACAGUCAAGUGAGUCACGGACAUCAGUCACCAGCAGCAACAGCCCCUCUCCUACCAAUGGAAAGACCCAGUUAUCACCAUCUCAUGGACCUACUACUGUACCAAGAAGGAAUUCUGAUAGUGCAGUUCGGAUUCACGCGGUCAAGUCAAGCAAAUCGAUAGAGAGCAAUUUGUCAAUGAAGUUUGACCAGACCUUACACAUGGCAGAUUUGACAGCUGAGAAUUCCGAUCUCAUACAAGAAAGAGACAAAAUGAAACUUGAAAUCCUCGAGCUCAGAGAUCGACUCCAAGAUGUCGAAAAAGAUAAUGAGGGACUCAGAAAUGACCUGGCCCUCUCGGAAACCCUCCGCAAGAAGGCAGAGACUGAAGUAAAAUCCCUGAAAGAGAACAGAGGCAAGGUUCUACGAGGACUUAGUACCCAAACUGAAAUAGCAACAGCUCAAUUUCGUCUCGACUUUGAGAAUCUCAAGAAGCAGCUUGAAAGCAAGGAAGAGGUGAUCGCCCUCCAGGAGAAGAAAAUUAAAAGUUUGAUAGAGUCGAAUUGUACUCUUCGUAACGGUCUGGAGCAGGUCCAGGGGGCCCCCUCGAUGGGUCAUAUUGAGAGCGAGGAUGACGAAGGGGUCCAGUCUAGCCUGGUUUUGAAUGGACACUCACGACGCGUGAAUCCAGUACAAGCUGAACUUGCCAAAUUUAUAAAACAGCUGGACAUUUGAGCCCAUCUCUCCCUCCCUCUCUCUCUCUCUCUUCCUCUCUCCUUUCUUCUGAAUAUACCUCAAUUAUUAAGAAAUUGUCACUGUCGAUCCUCUUUAAAAAGAGAGAGAGAGGGAAGGAGGACUAUAUUCUCUUUAAUGUUAGUGUUUGUUGUUGUUGAUGUGUGUGUGAUUAUUUGUAUCCAUGUCAAAUUUUUAUCAGUUUAUCAGACAAU